Neoarius graeffei (lesser salmon catfish) is the source of this 5514-nucleotide messenger RNA. RefSeq names its product SH3 and multiple ankyrin repeat domains 2b (gene shank2b). Gene Ontology annotation, cellular component: postsynaptic membrane; postsynaptic density; dendritic spine. The coding region runs from base 1 to 5514 and encodes 1837 amino acids. The transcript has 24 exons. Gene Ontology annotation, molecular function: ionotropic glutamate receptor binding; synaptic receptor adaptor activity. The record is from RefSeq and is a predicted model, not a curated record. Lineage: Eukaryota; Metazoa; Chordata; Actinopteri; Siluriformes; Ariidae.
AUGCCGCGGAGUCUCAUGUCCAGCGAGGAGGAGAUGGCUCAGAGUUUCUCCGACUCAGGCAGCUCAGAGUCGGACAGUUUGAGAGACGAGCAGCUGUGUGUGGAACGACCAAGUAGCAGCCGCAGUGAUUCGUUACUCAUCUGCAUUGUUAUUCCUGAUCUGCAACAGUCUAGAUCCAUGAGGUUCAAGGCUGACUAUACGGUCUGGGCGGCCAAACAGCAGAUCCUCUGCACGCUAACGCAGAGUCUGAGAGACGUGUUGAACUAUGGCCUCUUUCAGCCAGCUGUGGAUGGGAAAGAGAGCACCUUCCUGGAGGAGGAGAAGCUCUUGCGAAAUCACUCGUUCCCCACCAGCAAGGACGUGCCCACCCUCGAGUUUCGUUACAAGAGCCGAGUGUACCAGCAUGCCAACGUCAAUGAAAAGCAGAUUGAAAAGCUUCAUACACAGGCCAACUUGAAGAAGUUUCUAGAAUACGUUCAGCAUCAUCAGGUGGAUAAAGUGACAAAGCUGCUGGAACGAGGUCUCGACCCCAACUACCAAGACUCAGACACUGGAGAGACUCCUUUGACACUGGCUGCCCAUCUGGACAACAUGAUAGAGAUGAUAACAGUGCUGAAGAACGGAGGAGCUCAUUUAGAUUUCCGCUCUCGAGACGGCAUGACUGCUCUGCAUAAAGCUGUCCGAGCCAAGAACCAGAUCACUCUUAAGGCCAUGCUGGAAUUGGGAGCGUCCCCGGAUUAUAAGGAUGGUCAGGGUCUGACUCCGCUCUACCACACCGUGACCGUAGGGGGUGACCCAAGCUGCUGUGAGAUGCUACUACGUGCUCAAGCCACUUUGACCUGCCAUGAUGAGAACGGCUGGCACGAAAUCCACCAGGCAUGUCGAUACGGCCAUGUCCAGCACUUGGAGCAUCUUCUGUUUUACGGAGCUGACAUGCGUGUCCAGAACGCCUCUGGGAACACAGCACUCCAUAUCUGUGCCCUCUAUAAGCAGGAGAAUUGUGCCAGAGUUUUGCUGCUUCACGGAGCCAGCAAGGAGGUGAAGAACUACCGUGGGCAAACUCCCUUCCAGGUGGCCAUCAUUGCAGGGAACUUUGAGCUUGCAGAGUUCAUAAAGAACCACAAAGACGAAAGCGCUGUGCCUUUCCGAGAGGCUCCGGCAGCAGCGGUGGUGAGCUCAGGCAGGAGCAGGCCUCAGCAGGCUCAGACAGGCCGGAGCACUCUGGCCGCACCUCGGGUGCUCCUGCGCUCCAACAGUGACAACAACCUGAACGUUAACAAACUCUCGGCGCCACAAACGCCCUCGCGUUCACACUCACCCUCACGCUCGCCGUUGCCUUCACCCCUGCGCAGCCUGUCACCCCGCAGGCCCCAGCAGAUGCAGAACAGCUCCAAUGGCACGGUAAAGAGCAUGGGCCGGGGGGCCAGGCACCCCCCGCGCAGCCGCUCGCCCUCGCUGGGCCGCCUGGGGGACGGCGACACCCGCAGACACCCGCCCCAGCGCCACAGCAGUCCACGUCCCGGUCGUGAUGGUUUCUCUGGGGCAGAGACUCCGGGGUCCAAGCGCCGGCUGUACAGUGCCGUGCCUGGGAGACACUAUGUGGUGGUAAAGUCUUAUCAACCUCAGGCUGAGGGAGAAAUCACCCUGUACAAGAACGACAGAGUCAAAGUGCUAAGUGUUGGUGAAGGGGGAUUCUGGGAGGGCAGUGCUCGAGGUAACGUCGGUUGGUUUCCCUCUGAGUGUGUGGAGGAAAUCCCCAACAAACCUAAUGAGGACCGACCCUAUGCCAGAGCGGACCGAUCUGAGAGGCGGAAGCUCUUUCGACACUACACCGUGGGAUCAUAUGACAGCUUUGAUGCAUCAAGUGACUGCGUCAUCGAUGAGAAGACCGUGGUCCUGCAGAAGAAGGAGAACGAGGGCUUCGGCUUCGUGCUGAGAGGGGCCAAAGCUGACACCCCGAUCGAGGAGUUCACCCCGACCCCAGCCUUCCCCGCCCUGCAGUACCUCGAGUCUGUGGACGAGGGCGGGGUAGCAUGGCAAGCCGGACUGCGCACCGGAGACUUCCUUAUCGAGGUUAACAAGGACAACGUGGUGAAGGUGGGCCACAAACAGGUGGUUAAUAUGAUCCGUCAUGGGGGAAAUCAUCUCAUCAUUAAAGUCGUAACAGUCAGCAGAAAUCCCGACCCUGAUGAUACGGCUCGAAAAAAAGCUCCAGCCCCUCCAAGGAGAGCGCCAUCCACUGCACUUUCCACACGGUCCAAAUCCAUGACCUCAGAACUGGAGGACUUGGUGGAUAAAGCUACUUUGAGGAAAAAGAAGGAUGAUCAGCUUUCAGAUAUUGUGGCUCAGAAGAAGAGGAUUGUUUUUCACGUCACCCUAAAUAAAGUGGAAGAGGUUGUCCCACCCCAGAAACCGGUGUGGGACAAUGCAAAUGUGGAUGUGAGGGUGGCAGCCGUUAAACCACGCCCCACAAGCAGGUGCUUUGCCGUGGCUCCGGAAAUGAAUUCACUGUGCAACAGCCAGGACAUGUCAGUGGAUUCCCCAUCAGUAACUGCAACUCCUAAAGGCCCAUUCUUGGGUGUUCCAAAAGGAACCAUCCGACGACAGACAUCGAUAGGGGUAACUGAAGAAGAAAAGCAAUUCCUCACGCCUCCCAUGCUAAAAUUUACCAGAAGCCUAUCAAUGCCUGACACAUCAGAGGACAUUCCCCCACCACCAGCUAUUUCCCCUCCAUCUCCUCCCCACAACAAUGCCCCCGCACCUGCUGGACAUGGUUAUGGCACUAUCAGACCAGGCUUCACCCCUCAAGGUCCUACUGUGAACAACGCUCCUUCAGACAGAGGAGACUCAAGCCUUGGUUCAGGUUGGAGAGACCAAGGCGUGUAUUACAGAGAGAACUCUGAACAGUUUGAUGCAGAGGACUACAGCAACAGUCCAACUGCUCAGCAGAGCCUUCAUAUGCGCCGAGCCCAGAUUCCUGAGAACCCAUACUCAGAUGUUGGCAAACUGGCUAACGCUGCGCUGUUUGUUCCAAACAAGCCUGCACGGAGAAAGGGCAUGCUUGUGAAACAGUCCAAUGUAGAGGACAGCCCAGAGAAGACCUGCUCCAUCCCCAUACCCACCAUCAUCAUCAAAGAACCCUCCACCAGCAGCAGUGGAAAGAGCAGCCAGGGCAGCAGUAUGGAGAUAGAGACAACUACGCCUGACCACCCAGGCCAACUCCGCCCAGAUGAUAACCUCAGUACAGGAAGCCCUUUUGCAACUGCCAUGACUUCCACUUCAGCCAGGGAAAAACGGCUGGAGGUUCACAGAAAUUCCCCGUCUUUCAGAUCCACAGAUGCUGCCGAUGAGGAUGUGGCUCCCACUCCUACCCCUCGUCUGCGACACUCAAAGUCCAUUGAUGAGGGCAUGUUUAGCAGUGAUGAGCGUCUGCGCCGGCUCAUGGCUCCCCCUUCAUCCCUGCUUAGCAUCCCUCGAGGAGGGGGCAAUGUGACAGACUUCAACAGCCCAGAACCCACCAUGGUUCGGGAGUUACUCAACACUAGAACAGGUCACAGUCCCAUUAGCCUGCCAGCUCACAAGACUUACAGCUCAGGGAGCGGGAACUAUGUUCACCCUGUCACCGGAAAACCGCUAGACCCCAAUUCUCCUUUAGCCUUGGCAUUAGCUGCCAGAGACCGGGCCAUGAGGGAGCAGUCACAGCCUUUGCCACUUAAGAGUGACCCAUCCAAACUGGACCUCAACAAGCCACUUUUCAUUGACACAAAACUUCGAUCCAAUGUUGAAGUGAGUUUCUCCAGCACUGCCACCAUGGGCAGACCACGGGGAGGCCUGCGGAGACAGAUGACAGAGUCCAAGUAUGAGACCGAGUCCAAGUUCCAGCUGGACCUGGGCAAGGCUGAGAAGAGGCCAGAGGAGAAGAAGAACAUGCUGAUUGACAUUGUGGACACAUCCCAACAGAAGUCAGCAGGGCUGCUAAUGGUUCAUACCACAGAUGGGACCAAAACUGAGGAGAACAACCUGUUGGAAGGAGAGAGGGAUGAAGAUGUUUGUCCGGACAGCACACCUGGAGAGCUUCGUGAUCCCAACCAGCCAGCUCCUGCAAAGCCUGCACCACUAAAGUCUCUCUCUGCUGUGCCACCAAAAACAAUGAUCUCUGUCAGCUCUGUAGACGAGCCUGUCAAACUCCCCUUUGGUAUCCCUCCACCACCUCUGGCCUCUGUUGACAUCGAUGAGGAGUUUGUGUUUGCUGAACCCCUGCCUCCACCAUUAGAGUUUGCCAACAGUUUUGACAUCCCAGAAGACCAAUCAGGGACACUCAAUGAGCUAUUGAAACAGAAAUCCAAUGGCAUGAGCGGACCAUCACUUGCUCCCUAUUACCCCCAUUUAACCACAAGCAACUCAAGAGAUCAGGAGAUCAAGAGACCAACAGUUCUUACUAACUGCACACCUCCCAGCUUUCCUACAGGACCUCUGGAACCCUAUGAGCCCAUUAUUGACUCAGGCAUUGAAGUGGACAGCCGGAGUAGUGGAGACCCCCAACUGGAGACAACAAGUACAGUCUCCACUGUAUCCAGCAUCUCCACCUUAUCAUCAGAAGGAGGAGAGACCCUGGACACUUGCAUGGUCUAUGCAGACGGUCAGGCCUUUCUGGUGGACAGGGCACAGGUCCUGCCCAAGCCCAAAGCCAAGUAUGCCGUCAACAAGAGCAACGCACUUUACAAGGACGCCUUAAAUGAGGAAACCAUAAGUUCUUUCAGGGUGCCCUCCUCAAUCCCCCCACCACCCCUGGGAACUGCCCCACCAGAGCCUCUAAAAACCCCAACACAAAGAACCUCAAAGCUUUGGGGGGAACCUCUGGAUCUGAAAAACCCCCAUGGACCAGAGGCAAAACCCCAAGGCUUGACUGAAAUAAACUCUGUUCUGCAACAUGUCAGCAAAGACAAAGCACCAAAGCCAGGGGAAGCACUAGACUCUCCCCCAGGAUGUAGAACUCACUUUGGAUUGAGAAAUCAGGACGGUGUGUCCCUCAUCUCAGGAACCCAGCCGAACCCCGGCGUGUCCUUCACCAAUCAGCCCGGCCCGAACGUGCCUGCGCCAUCACCAUGCCGACAGGCUGAGAGCUUGCACCACCAUCGGCAUCCCUCAAGCCCAGGCAUCACAUCACCUCCUCCAAUUUUGAGCUGCUCCUCAUCUUCCUCCUCUCUACCCGCGGUGAGCACCACAUCCUCCGUACAGGGCCGAAGUCGCUCGCCUUCGCCCCUCUCGUUCCUCCAAGCUGCCUCCGGCAAGCCAUUCGCCUCCAAGGCUGUGCUUUCGUGGACCAAACAGGAUGUGGCUGACUGGUUGGAAAGCCUCAACCUGGCUGAGCACAGAGACGCCUUCCUGGAGAACGACAUAGAGGGCACACACCUGCCCAGCCUGCAGAAACAGGACCUAAUCGACCUGGGAGUGACGCGCGUCGGUCAUCGCAUGAACAUCGAGCGUGCACUCAAGCUGCUGCUCGACAGAUGA